AUGCGCUUGGCAAUCCUGUCUUCUCUCGCACUCUUGGCCAUUGCGCCGCCGAGUUCUGUCUUCGCAGAAGCUGAUUGCAGUGAGCCACUUGUGCGGAAAGAAUGGCGGACAUUGAGCAGCGAAGAGAAGCAAAGCUACCUCUCGGCUGUGCAGUGCUUGCAGAAAACCCCCGGCAAGACGUCCGAUUCCUACCCCGGCGUCCAGUCCAGAUAUGACGACUUCCAAGCCGAGCAUAUUCAAAUGACCGACUUGGUCCACUUUGUUGGCUUCUUCCAACCCUGGCACCGAAUGUUCGUUGCUCAGUAUGAGUCGGAUCUUCGAAGUUGGUGCAAUUAUACUGGUGCUCAACCAUACUGGGACUGGUCCCUCGAUGCUGUGUCCCCAGAGGCUUUCCUCAAGGCACCCGUGUUCGACGCAGUUGAUGGAUUCGGAGGCAACGGGCCUUAUGUCGAUUCUGCCAACGAUCCCUCUGUGGUGGCACACAUUCCCGGAAAGACUGGUGGAGGUUGCAUCACAGACGGGCCUUUCAAAGACCGCAAGGUCAGCAUGGGCCCAGGUAAGAGUACGAAACUGAACCCGCAUUGUCUGAGGCGUGACAUCGCGCCCGAGUUCGCGGCUUCCAAGUUGAACAGCACAAUGGUGGACUGGGUACUGUCCGCCGACAACUUCCUCGAAUUCGACAUCAGAGUCCAGGGUGGAAUUUCUGCAGACGCCGCAACCUACCACGGCGGCGGCCAUCGGGGCGUUGGUGGCGAUCUUGGAGAAAUAGCGGAUAUUUAUUCUUCCCCCGGCGACCCUUUAUUCUUCAUGCACCACGCGAACAUGGACAGGCUCUGGCACAAAUGGCAACACCUCGACUGGGACACGCGCCAGUCAGACAUUGGAGGACCGGACACCCAGUUUGCUUACCCGUUCGACUUCUUCGGGACCAACCCGUCAUACGCAAACGUCACCCUCAACUACAAGAUGACUUACCACAACCUUGUCCCCGGGCCUUUCGUCAAGGUCCGUGAUGUGAUGGAAACUCAGAAGCAUGGAUUGUGCUACACUUAUGAGUAG
This is a messenger RNA of Anthostomella pinea, 1059 nucleotides long. Lineage: Eukaryota; Fungi; Ascomycota; Sordariomycetes; Xylariales; Xylariaceae. The record is from the annotation of a GenBank genome assembly.